Messenger RNA from Talaromyces marneffei, 1536 nucleotides. RefSeq lists its product as uncharacterized. The record is from RefSeq and is a predicted model, not a curated record. The transcript is spliced from 2 exons. Bases 1 to 1536 code for a protein of 511 amino acids. Lineage: Eukaryota; Fungi; Ascomycota; Eurotiomycetes; Eurotiales; Trichocomaceae. Gene Ontology annotation, molecular function: pseudouridine synthase activity; RNA binding. Gene Ontology annotation, biological process: pseudouridine synthesis.
AUGGCAAAUCCCCCGACCACUGCAUCCACCGAGGGCAGUACUACAGAACCGAUCAACGGUGCUGAUCGAUAUUACUUUGAGGGUGGUCUCCGAAGAGUCAAGCCCUAUCACCAUACCUACAACACCUACUGCAAGGAGCGAUGGCGGGGUAGGACGUUAUAUGACAUUUUCACGUCCGAAUUUAGAGAUCGCACGCCUGAGUAUUAUAAAAAAGCGAUUGAAGAUGGGCGCGUUCUCGUCGGCGGAAAAGUCGCCAACCUCGAAACCAUCGUCCCCAACGGCGCAAUUGUCUCGCAUUCCACCCACCGACACGAACCUCCCGUUAGCUCUCGCCCCAUUGGCAUAAUCCACGAAGAUGAUGACAUGAUCGUGAUUGACAAGCCCGCUGGAAUCCCCGUCCAUGGCGCAGGACGAUACCACUUCAAUACCAUCCUCGAAAUCAUGAAAGCUGACCGUCCUGGUUUCAAGCCUCUUCCAUGCAAUCGACUGGAUAGACUGACGUCUGGCGUAAUGUUCAUAGCUAAGAAUCCCAAGGCCGCGGAAAAGUUCGCCCUUCAACUCAAAUCACGCACUUUGCAAAAGGAGUAUGUGGCGAGAGUCAGCGGGCGGUUCCCUGAUGGCGUUGUGCUCUGCGAUCAACCCAUCAUGUCGGUCAGUCCUAAGCUAGGCUUGAACAGAGUUCGUGCUACAGGCAAGGAAGCCAGGACAAAGUUUCGUCGCAUAGCCUACUACCCAGCUCCACCAAAGACUGAUGCUGAAUCUGCAACGACAAGCGGAGAUCGACCUGCCACACCACCAGCUACAGCCACCGAGGACGAAGGCUACAGUAUCGUACACUGUCUCCCCCUGACGGGCCGCACACACCAAAUCCGCGUCCAUCUUCAAUUCCUAGGAUACCCCAUCUCCAACGACCCCAUCUACUCCAACAGGCGUGUCUUCGGACCCAGUCUAGGUAAACAUGAUGACAGCGCCAAAAACGACAGCGAGAUCAUUGAUCGACUCUCCAACAUGGGCAAGACAGAAUUAGCAGACACAACCGCUUACCGUACCCAUCUCACGUGUCCACCCGAUGUAGCACCGGACACAGAUCCCAAUGUGAUUGAGGCAAUCAUGUUCCGUGAACAUGAAGCUGCCGUAGAUGCCUAUCACAAGCGCAAGGGUGAGCGACUUUCUGGCGAAAUUUGCGACGAAUGUGAUGCGCCGCUCUACACGGAUCCCGGUGUUCAUGAACUCGGCAUUUUCUUGCAUGCAGCUAGGUAUGCGGACAAUGAUGGGACCUGGAGAUAUAAAAGUGCCCUGCCAACAUGGGCCUUCCCACCGGAAGGCAUGGAGGGUCCUACUAUGAUUCCCGAUUGGCGUGAACCAGGUGAAGGCGAGGAGUUGAUUAUCAAUAAUGGGUUUGCAGGUUCUAAAUCUGAGAAUCCUGCUGAUGGUGACGGAGCCAGGGGAGAUGAUGUCUUAGCUCUUGUGCGUGGGGUUGGAAUGGUGAAUCUUUCGCAGAAGUUGAGGGAUGGGCAGGAUGUGCUGAUUGAGUAG